AUGGGUAAACCACCAUCUGGGGGUGUAUACUUAUUAACAUCCUCCUGUCUCACUCCUCUUCCUCCCUCUCUCCUGGGCUGGUUCAGGGAGCUGAGUUUACAGACCGCCGAUGAGGAGGAGGGGGGGCGGGGGAAGACGAAGAGGACGAGGACCAAUAAGAGGACAGCAGCGGAGGCGGGCGGGGAGAGCGACGCGGAGCAGUGGGUGAUGAAGAGGCAGAGGCUGAAGGCCAGGAAACAGGAGGAGGAGAUGAAGAGCAAGAGGACGGUGUUCAUCGGAAACCUGCCCAUCAGCUGCACCAGGAAGACGCUGCAGAGCCUCUUCAGGGACAAAGGAUCCAUCGAGUCCGUCCGCUUCCGAUCUGUGGUCCGAGAGGACCCCGCCAUGUCCCGCAAAGUAGCCGCUAUCCAGCGUAGAGUCCAUCCCAAGAAGCAGAGCAUCAACGCGUACGUGGUGUUUAAAGACGAGGACGGCGUCUCCAGGGCGCUAGAGAGGAACGGCAUGGAGAUCGAGAAGGACUUUCACAUCCGGGUGGACAGAGUGACGGACAACUCGGCGCACGAUCACAAGCGCUCCGUCUUCGUGGGGAACCUGUCCUUCGAGAUCAGUGAAGUGACUUUCCGGCGCCACUUUGAGAAGUGCGGCCCGGUGGAGGCUGUGCGUCUGGUACGGGACCAGAACUCUGGACUAGGGAAAGGAUUCGGCUACGUCUUGUUUGAGGUACGAUAA
Etheostoma cragini (Arkansas darter) is the source of this 729-nucleotide messenger RNA. RefSeq names its product RNA binding motif protein 34 (gene rbm34). The coding region runs from base 1 to 729 and encodes 242 amino acids. Lineage: Eukaryota; Metazoa; Chordata; Actinopteri; Perciformes; Percidae. Gene Ontology annotation, molecular function: RNA binding. The transcript is spliced from 8 exons. The record is from RefSeq and is a predicted model, not a curated record.